AUGCCGAAUAGUCUCUCGGACCUGCUGAAGCGCUCUCAAGAGACGUCGAAGGCGCGCUCUCAGCGGGGGUUAAAGAGGAUUACUCGCCCUUUAAGCCAGCAAUUCAUCCGACCCACGUUGGCCAGUAGGAUUCAAAGUGCGAAAACUGAGCCUAAAACCCCAAAGCGGUUCAAAUUAUCACAGGAACAACCUUGGAUACAAAGUGAUCUCCUGAGCGCUAUCGAAUAUAUCAGUCAAGGCAAAGAUCUUGAUACCAGUGUUUUCACUCCCAUAGAGUCAUGCGGGCCUCAAAUUAAGCAUAUCGAGAAAACUCCUAAGUUAGGAAAUACACUAUUGAACGACGAGUCUCGGUUUGAAGAACCCGAAGAUAUUGUGAUGACAUCACUGGCCGAUGAACAACUCGAUCAACUUGAAGCAGAUUCGAAGAUUAGUUUUACGAAUCAUGAUUGGAACCUGCCCAAGAAUAUGCACAAAGUUGCCCACUCGCCCUCGCACCAGAAAGUCUUUGAUAGUCUGGGUUUGCCUUGGGCUGUGCAAUGGGAGGUGGCAAGGCUGGUUGGUGCCCAUCCCGAACUAUCCUGGGAUGACGUGCCACUGGAAGCUUUGGAGAAACUGUGCGGUUCGUCCUCGGAGUCUGCUCCUCGUGUUGCCGAAGUUCUAUUUGGGAAACACCCCUACUAUAAAGUAAUCAAUGCCCGAGAAAGAACAAUCCACCCUCUAGGCAGUGCCUCGCCUUGGGCCGAGUACGACCAUGAGGAUAUGUUGUUACGUAUCAACUCGGUAGAAAGGCUUGGGUGCGAAGGCACAUAUUUUGGAGGUAAAAUAGACCAAGUUCUAAGGCUAUCGGUACAUACCUCAGGAAAAUUCGAGUUCCAGCUCCAACCUCCCGUGGUGUCGACUUCAUGCCGCUUCAGACGUUACCUUGGGUCGCGUCGCCUUAUUGAAGUUCGAUUCUCUGAGAAGGAGCCGCGUUUGAAACCCCAGGCACUGCGGGAAUAUAUGGUUGAGAAUGCGUUGGUAAUAAAUGGAAGAGUUUUCCGCGCAUUUUACGCCCGAAGAACCAUCGUUUACCUUGUGGAGACGAAUGAAGCGUUGGAUCGACAAGAGGACGAACUAGUAGGAGACCAGUUUCGACUCUCGUUAAGAGAUUUCAUAGAGUGGCAUAACCCACUUUACGCUAACCCGUAUCAGACUCUGAAUAAAUGGUCGUCUCGAUUUGCACUAGGAUUCUCAACGUCUCGGCCAGGUCUUAUGUUUGCACCAAAUGAGAUAUAUUAUCUCCCCGAAACUGUUGCGCCCGGAAAGUCCUCGAAUAGUGCAAUUAUGACGGAUGGGGCUGGCUUUAUUAAUGCUGCUGCAAUGAACCAGCUCACCGCCCAGAUGAAAUGGUCGACCGCUCCGGUGAGCGUUCAAGCUCGGUUUGGUGGAUCAAAAGGACUCUUUAUUCUCCAUCCGAACGAUCGUUUACUUGAUAACCCACCGCGGAUUUACAUUCGCCCGAGUCAAGUUAAAGUAAAGUUGCAUCCGGAUCCUCGACGAUGGUGCGCUUCACAUCGUGUCCUCGAUGUACUUACACGUAAUACAAUGGCGGUGGGCACCCAAGUCACAGAUCAGGUUAUCAUAAAUCUGUCCCAUAACGGAGUCCCCACGACAAUAUUGGACUCAAUGACUCGCACUUAUAUUGAAUCGGCUUCUCUUAUCCCAUACGUGAAAGAGGGCCGAUUCUUGCAGCUUUGGGAAACGAUUUUUACGAGAUCGAAAGUUCAGGAGCUCAUACUUAAAGGAUUGACUCCAGAAUCGAUGGCUCGUGCCCAAGGCUUCAAGUCCAUAGAGAAGGGGCAAGAUUUGCUUGAUGCAAAAUUUACUUACCAACCAGACCCAUAUUCUGGCCACCCUCCAAGUUUCGAAACUCAGGCUUUGGGACUUCUGCAGUCAGGAUUUGAUCUGAAAUUCACGCCGUUGUUCAAUCGGAUUGAAUCGAUCCAGAAAAUGAUCCUUUUUGGAAUGGAUGGGAAGUGCCAUUUGCACAUACCCAAUAGUGCACAAGGAUUCAUCAUACCUGACCCCUUGGGGAUUCUAGAUGUUGGAGAGGUUUUUUGCGGAUUUGGCAGACCAGUUCGAGAUAAUUCAGGCACCGACAUAUCGACAGUCUUAGGGCCUGUUCUUGUCUCGCGAAAUCCCUGCAUAUUACCAUCUGACAUGCGCAAAGUCAUAGCAGUCGAAUGUCCCGAGCUCUGGGCGGCAGGGUACACGGAUGUUAUUGUUUUCUCUGUGAAAGGGGAGCGCUCGCUUGCCAGUAUGCUAGCAGGUGGUGACUAUGAUGGAGAUACAGCUAUCUUGAUUUGGGAAGAAGCUCUCGUUAAUCAAUUCACAAAUUCAGCCACCCAUUUUGCUGAUGUCGAUGUGUCCGACCAUUUUGUCUCAAACCCGAAGCGCAUGGAAGAAAUACCUCCAGAUGACUUUCGUUCAGUACUCAACGCACUGCUCGCACCAUUGAUGCCCAACCAGGUUGGUAUGUAUGGGAAUUGGCAUAUGACCGCAGCAAAGGUACUCGGACUUGACGAUCCAGAGACUGUUCGGCUCGGCAACGUGUUCACGACGUGUUUGGAUGGAGUCAAAACCGGGCUCACAAUUCUUCCUCAAUUUCUUCAAAAAGAUUCAAGAAAGUGGAACAACGUUGACCCUCGGAUCGUUUCUAAACUAUCAGUGAUCGAAGAUCUGAAGCAGGCGCUCGACGUGUAUCGCCAGAAGUGCGAGAACGAAAUAGUUGCGCUCCGGCCCUAUAGACGAUACGACCCCGAUCUUCUGGAGCCUUACAACCGCGAGCGCGAGUUGUGUACGAGAAUCCCAGAACUGAGUCGAGAGCUUGACCAGAUCGUUGCGUUUGUUAACAAGAUGAAGGAAGAGUUCGACAAGGGAGAGUUUUCAAUCGGUAAACGACACGGUCCAGCAAGUUUUGAUAGAAAAACAGAGCCAGGGAAGAAAUACAGUCGAAGACAAAGACAGGAGUCCGAGUGGGCCGCAUCCGAGGCAUACAAUACAGGUUUACCCAAAGGACUCCUUCAUAUUCGAGAUGAGAUGGUCCCUCGCAUCGCAGCGUCUUACGCCUACUCACAAGACCAAGAUUGUUCUCCUGGAUUUGCAUUUGCAGUCGCGUGGUCCCAAUUGUGCAAGAUCAAGGCUGAGAAGAAGGGCCCCAUCACAGCAAUGGAUCCUCAAUUUGGUUCCUUAAUGUGUAUUUCUAAGCGAACAAGGCAACAGCUGGAUCUGAUUGCCCAAUAA
This is a messenger RNA of Rhizoctonia solani, 3282 nucleotides long. RefSeq names its product RNA-dependent RNA polymerase. The record is from RefSeq and is a predicted model, not a curated record. Lineage: Eukaryota; Fungi; Basidiomycota; Agaricomycetes; Cantharellales; Ceratobasidiaceae. Gene Ontology annotation, biological process: siRNA processing. Gene Ontology annotation, cellular component: nuclear RNA-directed RNA polymerase complex. The transcript is spliced from 19 exons. Bases 1 to 3282 code for a protein of 1093 amino acids. Gene Ontology annotation, molecular function: RNA-directed RNA polymerase activity.